AUGGAGUUGACAGAAUGGAGAAACUCUGCCCUCGAGGCGGCUUCUCAGUCUCUGUUUGACGAGAGCUCCACCCGGUCCGAAGAUGCCAGUGUCCUAUUAGUCCUACUCUCGUUCUUUUCACCAUGCGAGAAAAUUCCCCUGGAACUAUUUAAACGGGGGUCAACACCUCGAAAACGAUGGACAAUCGAGGGAGAGGUUGAGCUUGUUGAUGCGACCAAAGUUGGCCUGGCCUCGUGGUUGAUCGACAUACUAGCAGAUGACCAACGACUUACACGAGCCUUUUGUGAACUAUGUCAACUGGCAGCUGUUCUCAAGUAUCCAGAUGAGACAUAUCACUUGAAUGAAGAUAUGUCAGCGAGAGUCCACCGAAGCCUUGCCCCAGAUGCGCUCCCGUUCUGGCGACAACAGUCUUUGAUUGUGGCAUAUAGAGCCAUACCCUGGAAGUACAUCGAGUUCCCAGAACCCGUGGUUAAAUCAUUCUUACCGCAUCUGCAUCAUGUUGCUGAGGCGUUCCACGACUGUUUCGAUGAGCUGCCUACAGCCACCAGAACCGACUUCAUGCUCACACUCAUUGAAGCCUUCCGGUUUCCAGACAUGGCAUGGAAGUAUUUCGCGAUUGGUCAGGCAGAGUUGGCUGCUGGGCGCUUGAAAGAUACACACCUCCGGCUUUGCAUUGGCCAGACGAAAGCAGUCCUGGGACGUCUCAGUGGAAACAUGGAUGAGGCCACAGAAAGUCUUCACGACUUCGGAAUCAACUGCCCGACGGCCGCUGUGAACAAGCGCAUAAGCUGUGAGGUAGGAGUCGCUAUUAUCCAACGUUCCCUAAACUCAAUCCAAGUGGCGGAUCUGUCGACUGCGCAGAAGCUAUUGGAGGAUUGGAACCCGCUCGGCGAUGAACCUUCGCCUCUGGAAGAGAUCCUCAGUUUCCGCAAACACUCACUGCUGGGAAGAGUCAAGCGACUGCAGGGCAAUUUCGAUGAAUCUCUAAAGUUGCUGGAGAUAGCACACGAAGUGUCGCAGAAAUCGAGUCAGCUCGUCUUUGAUGAGGAUCUUCGGGAUCUGACAUGCGAUUUAGCCGAUGCUUUGAGAGAACUUGACGAGCCUAUGAUAGGCGAAGGAUAUCUUCGUACUGAGAUCAUACGGCGUACCGAGAGGCCCGACCCUUUGACAGGCAAAUCACUUCUUGAAUUGGCUUUGUCAGAGGCUCUUUUUGCCCAGGAACGUUAG
This is a messenger RNA of Fusarium fujikuroi IMI 58289, 1227 nucleotides long. RefSeq lists its product as uncharacterized. The coding region runs from base 1 to 1227 and encodes 408 amino acids. The record is from RefSeq and is a predicted model, not a curated record. NCBI's taxonomy places the organism in Eukaryota, Fungi, Ascomycota, Sordariomycetes, Hypocreales, Nectriaceae. The transcript is spliced from 2 exons.